Molecule: messenger RNA, 1214 nt
Organism: Xylona heveae TC161
Lineage: Eukaryota; Fungi; Ascomycota; Xylonomycetes; Xylonales; Xylonaceae
Exons: 2
Coding region: 102-983 (293 amino acids)
Source: RefSeq, a predicted model, not a curated record
CUCCGUUUGCUGCUCUUUUUUGAGCCCUAUCUUCUGAACCCUUGAUUUAUUUUGUACUGAAAGCUUUCCACUACGCAAUUAUCCCUUUGCAGAGAAGCAAGAUGCCGCAGGCCAAAAUAAGACCUUCAGAUAUUGCGGCGGAAGCCAAAAAGACAUAUAUUCCAUAUAUCGAGCGAAAACUUCCUCAGUAUCCGGUUCAUUCAUACCUCCACGCCGAUUCUUCCUCACUUUCAAUAAAGCGUCCUGGCUCAGCCGAUGGCAAGCUGCGAGUGGCUGUCAUUGAUGGAGAUCCCGUGGAUGUUGCAAUUGAUUGGCACGAAUAUGAAGUCAACAAUUCCAGAGAACGCUCUGAAGCGCCCGCAAUACCCGUAGUCAACAUGGCUAACGAGAAACGGGCGGGUGGAGAUUGGGAAUCGGGCUUAAUGGCACCAGAGGAAUGCUUCUCGAGACGAAGUAAUCUGGUGCAUGCUUUGAAUACAUUCUGGCCGACGACUGGCAGCCCUUCACACUAUCCAAUUCCUCAAAAGGGAGGAAUAUAUUCUCCCAAUGUUGUUGUUUUUCGAUCUGGCCCAGAUCAAUAUCAAGUUUGGAGAGAUUUCAAGGUCUUGCCUGUCAUUUCAGUAGCGCCAGUUCGUCGUCCAAAGCUGGACGAGUCAGGCACCCGCUAUUCCUUUGAACAGGAACGGGAACUGAUGAUGGAAAAGAUGAGGACAGUACUUCGGAUCGCAGCGGCGUGGGGACACAGUGACCUAUGCCUCGGAGCAUUCGGGGUGGGGCAUGGAUUCCGCAAUCCCGUAACGGAAAUUGCCUCCAUGUGGAGAACCAUUUUAUUCUCAGAACCAGAGUUUCAGGGAUUGUUCUCGAAUAUUGUCUUUGCUAUAGAAAGCAGUCAGACCGGCAACGCAAAAGGAGGCCUUACCGAUUAUGAGGUCUUCAAGCAAGAAUUUGAUCCCUCCAACAUAUUUCGCACUGCAUAUCGGUAGGCCGACUAAAAUGGCGUCAAGCAUUCGGGGCGACCGGCGUUGUUUGGGAAUCUCCAUUUGUUUAGUUCGGAUGCCCCACCUCCCUGCUCCCACGAUAUGCUUUGGGAUGGUGGCAUUGAAGUUUGCUAAAGCUUUUAUUAUUAAUGGCGGGUCUUUUUGCAAAUUCUCAAUAUCUAAUACCCAACUUAUCACUCGAUGUAAAAUAUACGAUAUUGAUGAGCAUAGAUAAUC